AUGUCGUCGAAAAAGCUCUCAGCCGCCGAAAAGCGCAGGAGACUUGAAGAAUUAUUUCACGAAACGAAAACCUUCUACCAACUCAAAGAACUUGAGAAGAUCGCGCCAAAACAAAAAGGAAUAGUUUCACAAUCGGUUAAGGAUGUUCUUCAAGAUUUAGUGAACGAUAAUCUCGUCGCUCAAGAUAAAAUUGGUACAUCCAAUUAUUUUUGGUCGUUUCCUAGUAGUGCUCUUCAAUCGCGAACAGCUAAAAUCGAAGAACUUCAAGAAGAAAUCACCAAAUUGAAAGAAAAAAAUGCUGAUUUACAGGCGAAUAUCGAGAAGGCUUUAGACGGUCGUAAGGAUUCAGCUGAACGAGCUUCCCUGUUGAAAACGUUAGCAGAGGCAGAAGCUUUGGACAAGAAGAAUGAGGAAGAAUUGAAACGUUAUCGUGAAUGUGAUCCCGUGACUUUAAAUGAAAAAG
Messenger RNA from Cetraspora pellucida, 463 nucleotides. Lineage: Eukaryota; Fungi; Glomeromycota; Glomeromycetes; Diversisporales; Gigasporaceae. The record is from the annotation of a GenBank genome assembly.